Messenger RNA from Aedes albopictus (Asian tiger mosquito), 1193 nucleotides. It is a transcript of the gene Dnali1, whose product is annotated as putative inner dynein arm light chain, axonemal. Gene Ontology annotation, cellular component: filopodium; axoneme. Gene Ontology annotation, molecular function: dynein heavy chain binding. Lineage: Eukaryota; Metazoa; Arthropoda; Insecta; Diptera; Culicidae. The record is from RefSeq and is a predicted model, not a curated record. The transcript is spliced from 2 exons. The coding region runs from base 343 to 1092 and encodes 249 amino acids.
GAAAAGUUUUAAGUUCAUUGUACCCUCAAAACUAGGUUAAAACUUUUCCUUAGAGGUUAGCAAUUGAAACUAUGCUGCAGUGCGCCUGCAGGAAUUUAAAUUAGACUCCAGGGAUGUUUCCUCUUCCACCUGUUGAAUGCGCAAACAACCAACAAAAUGUGCCACAUUUCGUCACAUGGCCGAAGCGCGCCCAGUCUCAGAUCCUAGCAACCAAAUACCCACCCGGUUACCCGAGCGAUACACCAUCGAUGCGUUGUGUUUAUUUUUCUAUUCGAUUGUGGAUUGUGUAAAAUUUUUCUAGAAUAUAGGAAUUUCCUCAAAUAGCUUUGCUUAUUCAUCAAAAUGACGGAGCGAAAUAUUGAACUACAAACGACUCUGGUCCGUUACAACAACCCGGUGUUGGUCGUUAAACACACAGAAAAGAAAGAAACCCCUCCGGAUGUCGCAAAGGAGCAAACCGGUCGUCCCGGGUCCGGCGGAGCAGUUGUAGUGGAAAGUCCCCGGGAAACGGAAGAAAUCCUUAAUUGCAUUCUGCCACCCAAGACCUGGGAAGAAGAUGGACAGCUGUGGACCCAAACGGUGUCCAGUACGCCAGCUACCCGUCAGGAUGUCAUCAAUCUGCAGGAGAUGUUGGACACAAGACUCCAGCAAACGCAAGCCCGCGAAACGGGAAUCUGUCCGGUGCGGCGCGAACUCUAUACGCAAUGCUUCGACGAGCUGAUCCGGCAGGUCACAAUCAACUGUACCGAGCGGGGACUGCUGCUGCUGAGGGUGCGUGACGAGAUCGCCAUGUCGAUGGAAGCGUACGAAACGCUCUACUGCAGUUCGGUAUCGUUCGGAAUCCGGAAGGCUUUGCAAGCUCAGGAAGGCAAAGAGAAACUGCAGGAGCGCAUUCAGUUGCUGGAGAAAGAGAAGGAAACGCUGGAGAACGCGAUCAACGAUAUGAAGAUCAAGGCCGAUCAGUCCGAACGAAGGAAUGCCGAACUGCAGGCGUCCGAGGAGAAGAAGCACGCCGAGGAGAUUGCAUUCCUGAAGAAGACCAAUUCGCAGCUGAAGGCUCAACUGGAAGGAAUUAUCGCCCCCAAGAAAUAAGUCAGCUAAGGCUUUCGAAGCGCAGUUAGAUAUCUAGAAUUAUUUAGUCAUACAAAAAAUCUCACUUUUAUUACAUAACAUGGAGAAAUGCAUUCGCUUUC